GACAGACCACACACUGACACACCUGAACACACACACACAAAAAAAAGCUGCCUUUGAUGGCCACCAAGGCCCCGAGCUGCUCCACCCGCUUCAGAUCUCCGGCCAGCGCCGUUUGGUUCCUGCCGGCCGCCGUCUUCAUCCUCCUCCUCCUCCUUCUGGGCCGCCCGACCAUGGACCCCUACGCUCCCGCCACCCCUCCUGGUCCCGUGUCUUCCCGGCGCGCCGAUCUGUACGGCAGGAUGACGCGGGACCUUGACGAGCGCGGCGCGGCCUUCUUGAAGGGCGGCGAGACAUCGCAGUCCCUCACGCUCUCGGACCUCUUCGAGGUCAGGGACGGCGCCGUCGUGCCCAGGCUCAAGGCCGUCGACCCGCCGGUGCGUGCAAACGUGCUCUACCUGGACCCGGUGUUCGCCGCCGAGAUAGCGAAGGCUGUGAAGGAAGUAUUUCUUCCUUAUUUUGAUAAAGCUAUUUGGUUCCAAAAUUCGAGCAUGUACCACUUCAGUAUGUUUCAUGCCUCCCAUCAUCUGGAGCCAAUCUUAGCAACCAAGGAUGAGAUUGAAGCCGAAGUCGAUGCUGUAAAAGGAGUUACUGAGGCUGUUUGCCCCCUUAAAAUUUCUUUGGAUCGAGUGGUCUUGACAUCAACUGGAGUUCUUCUUGGCUUGUGGCAGGUUGAAUCUGGUACUGAUCCUGCCGACAUCCGCUCAAAAUUGAGAGAAGCUCUCCCUCGAGCACCCCAAAAGCAGUUGUAUGAUCCUGUUCUCCUCCACACAUCCUUUGCGCGAAUUCUGGGACCUCCUAAGCUCCCACAACAGGAGGACACGUCAUCUUUCAGUCACAUCAAAUUCUUCCAUGACCUCAUUGCACAGGUUAAUGGGAAAAUCCGUGGCUUCCAGGCAAAGGUAUCAGAGCUGUGGUAUGUAGAAGAGUACGAUGUGCUAGCCCUAGCACUGAAUGGAAAGAUGAGAGUGCGGAGGCUCCACCUUGGCUGCAAUGAGGGCCAAGAUAACUGAUGACAGUAAAGAGAACACCACCAGGGUAUCAGUGCGCAAUGCAUCGUCUUUAUGAGUUAGCAAUGCUUGGGAGUGCCUCUAUGAUUAACAUAUACUAGUGUGUGCCUGUAGUGCGCUACUACUACUACUUAACAGUAGCAUUGGGUAGGGAUCUACCUAUAAGGUAUUUCCUCGUAGCGUUUUGCAGUGAGCUGCUUAUUUUUACUCGGCAAACCUUUUGCCGAGUAGCUGACAAAUAACACUCAGCUUAUGUCGUUAUGCCUACCAGGAGUAUGCCGAGUCCUUUUUGUCGAGUGUAACACCCGAUAACUUUUUGCCGAGGUUAAAUUUAGCUUUCACAGUGUAGUCUU
This is a messenger RNA of Triticum urartu, 1360 nucleotides long. RefSeq lists its product as uncharacterized. NCBI's taxonomy places the organism in Eukaryota, Viridiplantae, Streptophyta, Magnoliopsida, Poales, Poaceae. The record is from RefSeq and is a predicted model, not a curated record.